UUUGAUUUCCCAAUGAUUACGAAUGCAACAUAGAUCACAUGACCGAACCAGGAAGAAAAUUGAGCGUCGACUGUAGGUAGAGAUGUCAUCCUCAGAAUGGCACCUGUCUUUGAAGCUGGUGGAUCAGCCCAAGUCCACCUUCCACUUCCCGGAGAUGAUGCCAGGCGAUGUUCCACCUGGAGGAUACAGGGUUGCCACGCUAAAACAACUUGUAGCGGCGCAGCUCCCAGACUCUGUGCCAGACCCUGAUCUAAUAGAGUUGGUCCACUGUGGGCGUAAACUUAAGGACGAUCUAACAUUGGAUGCCUACGGGAUUCAACCGGGAUCCACUUUACACAUUCUCAAAAAGACUUGGCCAGAACCUGAGAGCCGUCCAGAGGCUGUGAACAGAGCAACAGCAGCUCGGGAGUUCAGGGUGUUCCACACUGCUCUUCACUCUCUCAACUCCACCUACAGAGAUGCAGUGUAUAAAAUGUUGACAAACAAAGAGUCUCUUGAUCAGAUCAUUGUGGCCACACCUGGGCUCAGGUCUGACCCCGUCGCUCUCAGAGUGCUUCAGGACAAAGAUUUGUUUGUGCAGUUCACAGACCCCACCAUGCUGGAUGUUUUGGUCAGUAAUCACCCAGCGCUGGUCAACGCCAUCAUCCUGGUCCUGCACUCUGUCGCUGGCAGCAUGCCCGCCCAGACCAGCACCAGCUCCUCACGCAAUGUCUCUGCCAGUUCUUACAGUGAUAUGCCAGGUGGCUUCAUGUUUGAAGGCCUGUCUGACGACGAGGAAGACUUUCAAUCUGGGAGUCCAGUCGGUCCCUCCAGCAGAGCGGGAUCCUCAGCUGGAAUACGCCCGGUGUCUCUGAACCACAGCGGAGCGACAGGCCCUCGACCGAUAACGCAGAGCGAGCUGGCCACGGCCUUGGCUCUCGCCAGCACUCCUGACAGCAGCGCGGUCACUCCCACCACGGCGAGCCAGGCCGAUCCCUCCACCGGUGCGACCCCCAUGCCUGCAGGGACACCAGUGAGUAAUGAUCUGUUUAGCCAGGCGCUGCAGCAAGCUCUGCAAGCCACCAGCAUGUCUGCUCUACAGGGCCGCUGGCAGUCCCAGAUGCAGCAGCUCAGGGACAUGGGGAUCCAGGACGAGGAGCUGAUGCUGAGGGUGCUGCAGGCCACAGACGGUGACAUCCAAGCCGCCCUUGAGCUCAUAUUUGCCGGAGGCCCAGGACUGUGAGGCCGCAGCGCUCGGACACAAACUUUUAAAGAGAAAGCAUCAAGAGCGGGGUUGUAGUUACGCUGUAUGAAAGAUCGGAUGACCUGUUGGCCAGUCAUUUUAAAUAUACGAAGAGUUUCAGCCGAGCUCCACCAGAGUCGUCAGGUCUGUUGGGUUUCCCCUCCAAGG
This is a messenger RNA of Thalassophryne amazonica, 1390 nucleotides long. It is a transcript of the gene ubl7b, whose product is annotated as ubiquitin-like 7b (bone marrow stromal cell-derived). The coding region runs from base 83 to 1222 and encodes 379 amino acids. Gene Ontology annotation, cellular component: cytosol. Lineage: Eukaryota; Metazoa; Chordata; Actinopteri; Batrachoidiformes; Batrachoididae. Gene Ontology annotation, biological process: ubiquitin-dependent protein catabolic process. The transcript is spliced from 11 exons. The record is from RefSeq and is a predicted model, not a curated record. Gene Ontology annotation, molecular function: polyubiquitin modification-dependent protein binding.